Molecule: messenger RNA, 2643 nt
Organism: Ogataea haglerorum
Lineage: Eukaryota; Fungi; Ascomycota; Pichiomycetes; Pichiales; Pichiaceae
Exons: 1
Coding region: 1-2643 (880 amino acids)
Biological process (GO): regulation of DNA-templated transcription
Molecular function (GO): DNA-binding transcription factor activity, RNA polymerase II-specific; zinc ion binding
Source: RefSeq, a predicted model, not a curated record
AUGUUGAUGCCAAUUAGCUGUGUUGAGUGCCGGAGGCGGAAGGUCAAGUGCAACAAGCAGGUGCCUUGCAACCAGUGUUUAGUACGGAAUCGGCAAUGUUCUUAUCCAGAAAAGUUCCGCUCCAUUCGCGUUGACCAGUUCAUCGUAGAUGCUCCAGAAAAUGAGAACGCGGACACUCCCGGCUCGGGCUUGGUGCUGCCUACCACUGGUGCUGUCAAGUCGGAGCCUCCGACUAUCCCUGCGAAACGAGGAGCCGAAGAUGGCCCCGAGAUAGUCGGAGACGCAGGAAACGACAAAGACGAGAUAAUACAAAGCCUGCGCAAGGACAACGAGGCUUUGAAGUUGAAAAUUAAAGAACUUAAACUGAAGUACAAACGCGAUAAACUGAAAGAGUACGAUGAGGACAACGGUGCAGAGGAUUGCGGUAGUCCCAAACCAGCCGGCGCCAUGUACUGCGGUCCUAAUUCGACACGGUUUAUGAUUUCGAGAGCUUUAUCGAAUGCGGACGUCGGAGAGUUUGACGACUUUAUCAAUGUCAAGAGACAGAUGAAGCAAAAGCGCCAGCUACCACUUCUGUACGAGAUCAACCCGGAAAAGGCCAAGUCAAUGACCGCUAAACAAAAAAUGCAAGAAAACAUCUCACUGAUUCGCAGGCUUGUGUGCAAGUUUUUCCACCUUCGAUUCCACUAUUUAAACUACCUUGAAGAAGCCCCGUUGUUGGCCUUCCUCGAUAAUUACAGGAACGCCAAAACCUGGAAGGACGAUGAUGACACUUUGCUACUCAUUAUCAUGGUGCUGAUUGUUGUGCUGCGCUCAGUGCCCGCGAGCGAUACGCUCUUCCAAGAGUACAACCUCACUUACGAGCGCACGAGGCCGCUGCUGUACAAGCAGUACAGGAACUUGAAAUGCGGCAUUCAAAUAGAAACCACCACCAGUUUGCGCGCUUACAUUCUUGAAUGUGAAGAUCUUUAUUUCAACAACCAGAUAGAAAGGUCAUGGAGUCUGCUCUUCCGAAUUGUUAGUGCUGCGUACUCACUUGGGUUACAUGUGUACGAUGAGACCAUUGCCGAUACACUCAAAAAGGAAAAUAGCGAAACUGCUCUCGACAUUGUGAAAAAAAACCAACGGGCAUCUCUGUGGUUCGUUAUCAAUUUUGUAUCUGCCACUCUUUGCUCUGUCUUGGGCCGCCCGAAUCCCGUCACAUUCACGUUCCAGCCCUUGCUAAGAAACUAUGAGAUUAGGCUAAAUUACAAAAUAGGGCUGGCAGAGUUGGUGAAGAAGUCUACCAACAUCCUAAUUGACUCAUACAAAGUCAACAUUAAUUUUGACACCAUCAUGGAAAUAGAUGAGGCAUUUGUUAGCGAGGCCUUAAUUUACGAAAAAAUCCUAGCCGAUACACGAGAGGUCCGAAAUUUCAAAGGACGAGACAAAUCCAAGCCCAGCUAUAUCACAUUGCCCAUCAUUGACAAGAAAGCGAGAAGGAAAAAUUCGUUCAAGUCACUGAGUCAGCUGAACCUAAACCAGCUUCUCAAUAGCUGUCCUUUGGACAUCCGUUUCACGAUUUUGCGGCCAUGCACAACUGAACCUGAAGAAAGAUUCUGCCUCCUGGAUACCGAUUGCGAUACACUCAAUGAUCUCAUCAUGCUGUAUGGUAAUAGAGCUAAAUUUCACCAGCAUUUCAUGUCGAGCUACCCAAAAUCGUUAGAGAGCUGUUUAGACUCAGUUUUGAAGGUUUUGGAUCACGCUCGGUUGCUCGUUGAGUUACACAACAAUUUUUUCCACAGACCAUUAUUCCAUGACAUAUACCCAUUCUUCUACACCUUUUUCUACCAAACCCUGGUCGUGAUGUAUACUGUGAUGCAUCUUGGGUACAACAAGUUAUGCGCGUACUCUGAUACCAUCGGUGCUAUACGCCAACAGCUUCUACAUCUUUUUGAGAUUGUGGAACUCAACUACUGGAGGCCUAAUGUCGUGCGAAUUAUGCAGUACAUCAAUGAAAUGUGCGACAACUACUUCAAAAUGCACGCAGAUGUGCAAAAACAAAACCCCUCACUGAACGCUAGGAACUCUGAACAGAAAGCUGAAAUGGGGUCUCAAUCUCGAGCCUCUGGACUGUACCAGCUCGCAAUGACGCCAAUCCAGGAAGACGGUCUCCCUCUUUCCUCAAACUCAAAAAUACAAGUUCACAACGUGCCUGAGCAUCUUUCGCAGAACCCUACUAGAAUGGACAACGUUGCAAGUCAAAACUCUCCAGAACGUAUUCCAUUUUACAUGUGCAAUAGUGGCAACUCAUUAUCUCAAAUCAGUCUUGGAAAUUGUACUCUAGAUUACUAUGAUCCUAAACAGCAACUGUUUCCGUUGCCACCGCAAACCAAAAGCACGGAUUGCCAAACGUCGGGCGUUGACCAGCUCGACUCAUCGAUAACGGUCGAUCCGCUGUUGGGCUUCGAUCUCAGCGACCCCUUUUGUAUUCAGAAUCCUUCCAACUUCAACUACUCAGCUGCUAUAGAUCAGGACAAUGACUCGGACAGCGACGCACCACUGACCGUACGGCCCAAAAAUACGAGAUUCAAUUCCAACGAUUCUAACGACUUCACCAACUACCUCUCGGCUAGUCAUAAUAGUCGUGGAAAUACUCUCUGA